Molecule: messenger RNA, 1800 nt
Organism: Metopolophium dirhodum (rose-grain aphid)
Lineage: Eukaryota; Metazoa; Arthropoda; Insecta; Hemiptera; Aphididae
Exons: 5
Coding region: 16-702 (228 amino acids)
Biological process (GO): regulation of cytoskeleton organization
Cellular component (GO): axoneme
Molecular function (GO): microtubule binding
Source: RefSeq, a predicted model, not a curated record
UGUGUGAAUUAAAAAAUGACAACUAGAAGUGUUAACUCAAACUGUGAAAAUCAAUCAUGCAGUUUUCCUUUGUCAUCGCAUGGUGAUUCUUUGAACAAUGAUAAUCCAAUGAAUUUAAGUAAUGUAAUUUAUUGGAUUAACUCUUUUGAAUUUACUCGUCCGAAAAAAACCAUUGUCAGAGAUUUUUCUGAUGCAACUAUGGUUGCUGAAAUAAUAAAAUUUUACUGGCCAAAAUUAAUAGACCUUCACAAUUAUGUACCAGCUAGCUCAUUGACAAAUAAGAUUGCAAAUUGGGAUACUUUAAAUAGAAAAGUAUUAAAGAAAGUAAAGUUACCAAUUUCUAAAGAAACUAUUGAAAAGUUAUCAACAGCCGAUCCAAAUACUAUUUUUCAGUUUUUGAAAUCUUUAAAACUAGUAGUUGAUGAACUCGAACAUGAAAAACAAUUAAGAUUAGAAAAAAAUCAAAAUUGUCCACUUUAUAUCAUAGUUAACGAUGAAAUGAUUCAAGUUACAGAAACUGAUUGUUGCACUAAAGAAUAUCUCAGCAAAGAAGUUGUAGGAUUAAUAAAUAAACUAAAGCAUAAAAUCAAUGAAAUGGAACACAAGAUUGACCACAUGAGUUCAUUGAUAUGUGUGAAAGAUAGGCGGAUAAAAGAUUUACAAUCACAAUUAAAUCAGCUGAAAAAAGAUAACACUUCCUGAACAUGUUUCAAAUGAAUUAUAAUGCUGAUAGUUAUCAAAAACCGUGGUAGCUUAUUUAAAUCAUUUUCUGCAACCAUAAUUAUAAUUAAUGAAUACUUUACUUGAAAGUUGAAGUAUGUAAUAAAAUUUAAUACAUGACUAGUAAGUAAUAAUCUAACAUGUUUUUGCAAUAAAAUAAAUUUUAACUGUGACAAGUGAACUUGAUGGGCACAUGUCAAUAAAUACAAAUUAUCUUGUCAUGGAUAUAAUAAUAUUACCAUAGGUAUUUUAUAGUUUGUUUUAAGAAUGUAACUGGCAAAAGCCAUAUUAAGAGGGCGCCACACCCGCGUGUGUUGUCUCUGUCUUACAAACGCGUAACCUAACCUAACCAAAUUUACGCUCAGAAAUUCAAGUUUUAUGCAGUUUGCUUAAAAAUUAGAGUGAAUUGACCUAUUAUGAAACUUAAUAGUAAGAAUAUCAUCUGUGUUUUGUAGGAAGUUUUUUUUAUGAUAAUUCAGUUUAUUAGUAAGUUAUAGCGUGUAUAAUAAAUGUAAAUUAAAAAUGCUCAUAACUCACUUAAAAAUUGAAUUAUCAUAAAAAAAAACUUACAACAAAAAACAGAUAAUGUACUUACCAUCAAGUUUCAUAAUAGGUCGAUUCACUCUAAUGUUUAAGCUAACGGCAUAAAACUUAAAUUUGGUAUGUUUCGCGUUUGUAAGAUGGAGACAACACAUGCAGGUAUGACAUCCUCUUAAAGGAAAUUCUUUUUGAUGACAUACUUUCAAUACAUAAAACUAAUGUGGUCUUAUCCCAAUAGUAAUAUAAGCUGUUAAUUAUAUUAGUAUACAUCAUCAUAAUGGUUAGGUUUACAUAACCUAACAAGCACUCUUAGUAACAGGUUUGCUAUUAAGGAUUAAAAUAAAAAACUAUUAAUAAUAAAUUAUUAGUAUUAUUUAAUACAAUAUAUAAAAGUAGAUCACGUGUAUUGGUGUAUUUAAUCUAUAGUACAACAGUCUAAAAUCUAAUGACUAAAAUAAAGAAUGAAUGGAAUUGAAAAUGGAACACAAAUACCGUUUAUAUUAUACAAAAAAAAAUAUUUCAAUACACGAAAACACGAGU